ACUGUAGUUCAGUUUUGAGAAUUAACUUCUUGAAGACGUGUGUGUGCAUACGUGCAAAUUAACGGUGACGUUUAUUUUGUGUAUUACCAUUUAAAACCAGCUUGAAUAUUAAAAGGAUAAAAUGGCCGAAUCUGUGGAGAGUGGAGAAAGAGUCGUCUGUAUUGCAAUAGACGGAAGUGAUAAUUCAAAAUAUGCGUUUCAGUUCUAUUCGGACAAUGUAAGGAAAGCCAAUGACAAAGUCUACCUGGUCCAUUCCGUAGAGAUCAACAGUGUCUUGCAUUCCACUCAAUGGUACAGCUCGCCUUAUUCCUUCGACAAGGAGAUGUUGUUGAAGUUAUUGGACGAAGAGAAGACCAAGAUCCGCCACAAACUCGAGGGUUUUGCAGUGCUUUUGAAAGAUGCCGGGAUCGAUGGCACGGUGAAGAGUAUCCACGCGGAGUCCCCGGGGGAGGGAAUCGUUAAGGCGGCCGCGGAGGUGGGCGCUUCCCUCGUCGUCGUCGGCACGCGCGGCAUGGGGAAGCUGAGGCGCACGUUCAUGGGGAGCGUCAGCGACUACGUGCUGCACCACUCGCCGGUUCCAGUGCUCGUCUGCCGACACAACGAGGACGAGAAAAAGUAACCGGGAUGUUGGGCUGACUUCGAACUAUAAAUAACGAACGCUAGAAACAUAUGUCUUAAAAUAAAUGCCCAAGGUUACGAUAUUAUUCAAGGGUUAGAUUAAGCAGAUGUUGCAUUUGUGUUGAUGCUGUUAAUAACAGCUAUAUCGUUUUGAGUGCUUGUGUUAUUUGUUCAAAAUAUGGUCCAAUGUUUUAUAUUCAACGUCGUGUUUAGUGCUGUUUUAUGUGCCAAAGCACAUGUUUAAAUAUUUUACCCAAGUGUGUCAGUAUGUAUCAGUAACGUAAUCUUACAGUUCUAUGUAUCUACACAAAUGGUGUGCGUGGUAUGAGUCAAUAAAUGUGUACAAUUAA
Molecule: messenger RNA, 968 nt
Organism: Dreissena polymorpha
Lineage: Eukaryota; Metazoa; Mollusca; Bivalvia; Myida; Dreissenidae
Product: universal stress protein Sll1388-like
Exons: 5
Coding region: 122-619 (165 amino acids)
Source: RefSeq, a predicted model, not a curated record